Messenger RNA from Eupeodes corollae, 4067 nucleotides. RefSeq names its product formin-J-like. The transcript is spliced from 2 exons. The record is from RefSeq and is a predicted model, not a curated record. Lineage: Eukaryota; Metazoa; Arthropoda; Insecta; Diptera; Syrphidae. The coding region runs from base 1 to 1098 and encodes 365 amino acids.
AUGUUAGUAAACGAUGAUGAGUAUUUGAAACAACAUUUCAGAACGAGCCGCAGAACUUUCGAUGAACUAAAGGAUCUGGAAAUGCAAGAUACAAAAUUUAGCCUUAUGGAGGUCGAGUGCGGGUUUUUCUGCGGUCGUCAUUUCCACAAAAAUUGUAUUGAUCUAUCCGAUGACAUUCAUAAAUCAUUAAUCAAUCGUAAUUUAUUCUGGAAAUGCAAUUCUUGUGUGAAUAUAAACCUCUCAACCUUCAUCAAUAAUUUUCACGAUCUUUCUCUGAGUGUAAGAGAGAUUAAAAAUGAUCUAAGUGCUCUUAAAUUAGUGUUCUCAAAUAAUUCACCACCUCGUAAAACAGCAAAAAAAAAUUCUAAAUCUGCGGAAAGAGGCAAUGACUCAAGUUCUUUAACCAAUUUUAAUAUUGAGCCAAAUACAAAAAAUAUUCCACCUCCUCCCCUUAAUAUAUCUGAAGAAUCUGAAAUAGCAAAAAGUGUUACAAAAUCAUCUGCUUCAACAUCCGAACAUAAUUCCAUCAUAUCAGAACAACCCGGUGUAUUCAAAAAUACUACUGAAUGGACCGAAGUUCAAUCUAAAAAAAAAAAAAAUUCUAACUCAACUAAUACUAAAAAAAUAAUUGGUACUGACUCUUCGGCUACUCUCUGUGCUCUCGCCGACUAUACGUGGAUUCACUUAUCAAAAUUUAGUAGAGACACUAAGCCUGAAGAUAUAAUAAAUCACAUUUCUGAGAAAACUAAUAUUUCACCAAACCAUUUCAAAUGUUAUGCUUUGGUUAAAAAAGAUACUGAUACAUCUAAACUAAAAUUCGUUACAUUUAAACUAAGUGUCCCAGCCUCAAAAUAUUCUAUCAUAAUGGAUUCGUGUUUAUGGCCGUGCUUUGUUCAAAUAAAGAAAUUCGUAUCGCGAGAAAGCAGCAACAACAAUAAGAAUAAAGAAUUGUCUCUUCAAACAUCUUCAUCUCUAAAUAUUUCAACGUCUCAGACACCUCCACCACCACCACCGUUACCAACCUUACCACCUCAGCCAUUACCAUUGCCAACUCCACCUACAACCCAACAACAAUUACAACAACCAGCGCUCAAUUGACAAUCAACAUCAUCAUUUUCUCAAUCUCCGAUUACUUCUUUCUCUCACGAACACCUUAACAAACGAUCUAAUCUCUUCGGUUAUUAUCAGAACGUAGGGGGAAUGCGCACAAAAAUGCAACAUAUGUUCUUGUCUUUGUCCUCUGCUCGAUUUGAUUUCAUUGCACUAACUGAAACAUGGCUAACAAGAAAUCAUCAUAAUGCAGAAAUUUGCAGCAACAACAAUUAUGCUCUCUUUCGCAAAGACCGAUGUUCUCAAUCAACUGGAUUAGAAAGAGGUGGAGGUGUUCUCAUUGCAGUAAGCUCGUCAUACACUUGCACUGAAUUAGAUUUACCUUCUUCUUCUUCUCCCUGUCCAUAUGACAUAGACCAAAUAAUUGUAAAAAUAAACUUCGCAAAUAGAUAUGUGAUUGUUAUUGUAUGUUAUAUUCCGCCUAAAAGCCCACUUGAUCUUUAUAAAGUACAUGUAAAAAAUUGUGAAUUCUAUCUAACAAAGCUUAAAUCGGAACAUGUAAUUAUUCUUGGAGAUUUUAAUCUGUCAAACAUUGAAUGGGUAUUCGAUCCCGAGGAACUACAUCUCUUGUCAUUUAAUGUAAAUUCAGAUAUUGAAUGUGAAGUAAUUGAUACUUUUUCAAGUUAUGACUUAAUCCAAAUUAACUGUUGUGUGAAUAAUUUAAAUCGUAUUCUGGACCUUGUUUAUGUUGACAGAGAACUAGCUAUAUCUGUUAAUAAAUCAAUAUAUCCUAUGUUUUCUAACUCUGUUCAUCACAAUGCUUUAGAUAUUUGUUUCUCUUUUUAUGAUUUUAUCAAAUCUGACAAUUGUGUGAAAUUGAAACUGAAUUACAAAAAAGCUAAUUUCGAAGGCAUAGCGAGUUACAUGGUGCAUAUUCCGUGGUGUGAGUAUUUUUGUUCUUUGGAUUUAUUACAUUUUUAUGACAUUUUUAUUGAUAACCUGAAAUUGGCAAUUGAUAUGUAUGUUCCUAAAGUUGAAAUUAAAGCAAAUUCUAAGCCACCUUGGUUCAAUAAAAAGCUUAGUAACUUAAGCAAUAGAAAAAACAAGGCUUAUAAACGCUUACGGAUAGCAGAAAAUAAAGAUGAACUACAAAAUAUUUAUAUCCAAUUGGAACGAGAAUUUAAUGUUCUUAGCAAAUUUUUAUUUCAAAAUUAUAUUUUAUCAAUUGAAUCUAACCUAAAAAAAAAUAGUAAGUCAUUCUGGUCAUACAUCAAGAGUAAAAAAAAUUCGGUUGGUAUUCCCAGGUGCAUGAAUUACCUUGGGUCAACAUUUUCAACUGUGUCAAGUAUUUGUGAUUCCUUCGCACACUAUUUUGAAUCUAGUUACGCUAAUUCGAAUGCAAGUUCAGCAUGGACAGACGAAUAUUUGUCUUUUGAAUGUAAGACUGAUAUUGGUUGUUUAGAGUUAAAUAUUUCCGAAAUUGAAGAUGGUCUCUUGAGUUUAAAUGAUGACAAUAAACCAGGUCCAGACGAAAUUCCACCUAUUGUUCUUAAAAAAUGUGCUGCUUCUCUAGCUGAACCACUUUUCCUAAUUUUUAAUAGCUCUUUGAAGAAAGGCGAAUUUCUUCCAUCAUGGAAGAAAUCAUUUUUAAACCCUAUUCACAAAUCAGGGUCUAAACAGCAAAUAUGUAACUACCGUCCGAUUUGUAAAUUGUCAUGUAUUCCAAAACUUUUCGAGAAAUUGAUAUAUGAAAAACUAACAUUUUUAGUUAAGGAACACAUUUCACCGUUACAACAUGGUUUCGUUGCAGGAAGAUCAACAAUGACUAAUCUUUCUAUUUUCUCCAAUUUCAUUUUAAAUAAUCUCGAAGAAGGACAUCAAAUUGAUGUAAUUUAUACCGAUUUUUCAAAGGCAUUUGAUAGAGUAAGUCACUCUAUUUUAAUUAAGAAAUUAAAAAACUUUGGAUUUCAUUCUAUGUUUUUGAAAUGGUUGGAAUCUUAUCUUAAGGGUCGAGUUCAAUUUGUUUGCAUUGACGAAGUUCUCUCAAAACCAAUUUUGGUUUCAUCUGGUGUGCCCCAAGGUAGCCAUCUUGGACCACUUCUUUUCCUAAUUUUUAUAAAUGACUUACCUAGUAUUUUCCUUAAUUCUAGUCAACUUCUUUUCGCCGAUGACCUAAAGUUUUUUCGUUGCAUAAAAUCUAUUAAUGACUGUCAUCUCUUACAAGACGAUAUUUUGAAACUAUCCCAAUGGUGCAAGAAAAACCAAUUAUAUUUAAAUGUAGCUAAAUGUCAAUGUUUCUCUUUUUGCCGCAACUUUUCUGAAAUAAUCUUUGAAUAUAAUAUUGAAAAUCAAGUUCUAGAAAGAGUAGGGGAGAAGAAAGAUCUUGGUGUUGUUUUUGACCCUAAACUUAACUUUGUUAAGCACAUUGAAUUUAGUGUAACCAAAGCUAAUUCCAUGCUCGGUUUUAUCAAACGCAAUAGCAUAGACUUUAAAGACCCUUUUACUCUCAAAUCGCUUUUUACCUCUUAUGUAAGACCAAUCUUGGAAUACUGUUGUGUUAUCUGGAACCCUUUUUAUAACGUUCAAUCUAAAAGAAUUGAAAUGGUCCAAAAAAAAUUUACAAGAUUCACUAUUCAAAAAUUUGGUUGGAACAUCGAAACACCAUCAUACAAAACUAGAUGCCAACUUUUAGGUAUUCAAUCACUUGAAAAUAGACGUAAAAUGUUUUCUGUGAUGUUUAUAAGUGACAUUUUAUCAUACCAUAUCAAAUGCCCUUUUUUGUUGUCUUUAAUAAAUUUGUAUGCUCCAUCGCGACAACUUCGAAUACGUUGUUUGUUUCGAGAAGAUGUACACAGAGUUAAUUACGCGAAAAAUGAACCUUUAACCCGCUGUGUCAAAGAAACAAACUUAAUUUUAAAUUGUAUUGAUUUUGAUUUUCACUUAAGUAGAUCUUCUUUGAAAAGUAAACUAUUAUUGCAUUUUCAUUUUAAUUGAUUUUAUAUUUUGAUCAUGUAUGA